Messenger RNA from Salvelinus sp. IW2-2015, 614 nucleotides. The record is from RefSeq and is a predicted model, not a curated record. Lineage: Eukaryota; Metazoa; Chordata; Actinopteri; Salmoniformes; Salmonidae.
CGUCUGGGCUGAUAAAUCACCGAUAUAACGGGCACGGUAUGUGAACACACUGCACCUAGACGACAGACCUUCUUUAACUCACAACGGAAGAAACACUGAAGAAGUUAAGACUUCUUAACUGAAGAUCAUGCCUCUGAUGCUACUGCUGGUGUUGGUGUGCCAAACCAUGGCGUCACCACGACUCUCAGUAUCAGACCCCUGUGUUCUGGAACUAGAGGAGUUGAGACGUGAUGUCCGUAUUCUGGAGAACAAACUGCUGAUCGGGGCAUGGCAGCUCAACCAUGUCAAGACACACAGCUACAUCAUCACCCCCCCACUAUCCAGUAACUCCAGCACCAACCUAACAGAGGAAUACAGGACAGGAGCCGUAGCAUCUCUACCUCCAGCAGGAAGCCUCAUCGUACAUGACAAAGGAAGUCUUGCUGACCCUAGUGCAGCUUCUAUCUGUGACAUGGAAGAUGGAGGGGGAUGGACUGUUAUACAGCGACGGAGACAUGGCAGGGUUGACUUCAACAGAGACUGGGUGGACUACAGAGACGGGUUUGGAGACUUUAAGCUGUGGAAUGAUGAAUUCUGGCUGGGCAACGAACACAUCCAUUCUCUGGUGAAGGAAG